AAGCUUUUCGGUUGUUGCAUUCAUGAAGAGGAAAAGAUGCUGAUAUAUAUAUGAAUAUUUACCAAACAAAAGCUUGGAUUUUUUCAUCUUUGGUAUGGCUCUCUUCAUCCAUAUUUGUGUCUGUGUUCAAAGGGAAGAGUCCCCUGAUUAUGCAGCUUCACUUUGAUCAAAUCAAACAAAUGAUUUCUGGGCAAACCUUUAAUGUUUAAGUGCAGACGAGACAAAAAGGGUGCUAUUGGAUUGGAGUAAGCGUUUUGAAAUUGUUUCCGGGAUUGCUCGAGGGGUUUUAUACCUUCAUCAAGAUUCAAGACUAAAAAUUAUCCACAGGGAUCUCAAAGCCAGCAAUAUUCUACUAGAUGCUGCAAUGAACCCAAAAAUUUCAGAUUUCGGUAUGGCAAGAAAGUUUAUGGAAGACCAAGUCCAAGGAAAAACCACUCGUGUGGUCGGAACAUAUGGCUACAUGUCACCUGAGUACGCAAUUCACGGACAGUAUUCGAUAAAGUCAGAUGUCUUCAGCUAUGGUGUCUUAACACUGGAGAUCAUAAGUGGCAGGAAAAAUAGCGACUACGGUGAGAAAGAACCCUGGCUGAAUCUUAUCGGACAUGUAUGGGACUUAUGGAGAGAAGAAAAGGCAUUAGACAUAGUUGAUCCAAUGCUGGAACAGGCAUGCCCUCCUCAUGAAGUUUUGAGAUGCGUUCAGAUUGGGUUACUGUGUGUGCAAGAAUUUCCAGAUGAUCGACCUGCAAUGUUAGAAGUUGUGUUCAUGUUAGGUAAUGAGAUAACUCUUCCUUCCCCUAAGAAGCCAGCAUUUGUUUUACGAACACGCAGUGGACAAGACUUGCCAGCAAUGUCUAGACGAGCAGCUUGUUCUGUAAAUGAAGUUACAGUUACUAUGGUGGAAGCUCGCUGAAAUCCCAGUCUCUUGUAAUAAAUUUUCUCUAACAGGCAUUACAUGGAAGAAAAAAAAUGUUGUCCUGACAAUCUAGUUUUCAGAGAGCAUUUUUUCAGGUUACCUCACCUGCUAAAAUGAUUUUCUACUUAGGAUAGAAAACUAAACAAUUCCAUUUAUUAAAUUUAUUAGAGCAACUAGUACUCCCACAAUAAAAUAAACUCCAUUGAAAUGCUCAAGGGGCUGUCCACUCAUUAUUGCAAACUAGUUUCAUGAGCAUUUCUUUACAACUCUUCAUACAAAAGCAGUGAAGAGUGGCAACCAAGCACCACCGUCACUGUCGGCGCUUGGCUUCAUGCGCCGUCAUCGAUUGAAGAG
This is a messenger RNA of Populus trichocarpa (black cottonwood), 1267 nucleotides long. Its product is annotated as cysteine-rich receptor-like protein kinase 6. The record is from RefSeq and is a predicted model, not a curated record. The transcript has 3 exons. Lineage: Eukaryota; Viridiplantae; Streptophyta; Magnoliopsida; Malpighiales; Salicaceae. Gene Ontology annotation, molecular function: ATP binding; protein serine/threonine kinase activity. The coding region runs from base 365 to 910 and encodes 181 amino acids. Gene Ontology annotation, biological process: protein phosphorylation.